AUGCCCAAGGCGCGGACGUAUACGGUGUGCGCGUCGUGCGGGGGCUGGGUCUAUGAUUGGAAGCUACAGAGGUCGGGUGGCUGGUGCGACAAGUGUAACGAUUUCAUCAACCCCGUCCUGCAGCACUCAAAGGACAAGGAGAAGCCGCCCUGGAGGAAGGAUGGCAACCCCACCCUCACGCCCGAACAGGAGCUGGAUGCGAUCAUCCAGAAGUUCGAGGCCCAGCAGGGUGGUUACAAGGUGCAGGUCGACUUGCAGGCCCUCCGCGACUUCAAAGGCCAGGUUGUUGAGGCCAUCCCGAAGAAGCCGAAGCGUGAGGUCCCCCAGAGCCUGGCUCUCAAGCAGGCUGUCAACAAGAAGGAACAGGCACAGAAGGAGUUGGACACGGCGACGUCGGCGGUUUUACUGGCUCAGAAGCGCAUGGAGAGAGCGCUGCUGGCCCAGGAUGAGGCGGCGGCUCGCAUGGAGGAGGCAGAGUUCGAGCACGCGAAGGUUUUGGAUGAGUACUACACCAGGACGAAGCCGUCGCCUCUGGUGGUGCCGCCUGAUCCCAAUAAGGAGUGGAAGGCCCCUGAGGUCGACGAGGCGAUCUUCGAGGACCUGGAGGAGUACCAGCCCGAGGAGCGCGACAAGCUGCUCAAGUUCAAGGCGGACAUGCAGGCGCUUGCGGAGCUGGUCAACAACGCGUAUGCACAGUACAAGCAGUCCGACAACCUGGCGAAGCCGGCGAAGGAGAUGCGAAAUGCGCACCUGGAGUUCCUCAAUGAGCCUGGCAACGACAUGGACGUUUUCAUGAUGUGCGAGACACAUCUCGCGGCAGCGAAGAUCAAGGAUGUGACGAUGGCGGUGGCGACGGAUGGGUGGAAGCUCAUGGCGACGGCGGCUAUGAGCACGGGCCGCUCCACCACGGGCACUUCUGGAGGUGAAUGCAUCGCCAUCAGGUCGCAUGUGGCAGCCACAGGUUAUGACGACCUGAGAAGGAAGAUGGACAAGGAGGGCUACUGCGACCCGUUCGUGGGGUUCUCCGCGGCCACGGUCCACUUGAAGGGAGGCAACGUGGUGCUCGUGUCGGGCUACCUGCUCCCGAAGGAUGGGUUCGGCGGCGCCAACCAGGCGCGCAUUGCGGCAAUGUCGGCGUUUGUGAAGUCGCUCACGGACCCGUGGGUGAUCAUGGCGGACUGGAACAUCCCCUACGGGAAGAUGCAGGAGAAGCAGAAGCGCCACGACCGCCUUGACACGGAGUACAAGAACGCUCUCAACGAGAUGAUAGAGGGUGACCACGAGGACACGGAGGACGUACCAUACUUCAUACCGCUGGACUUGUGGCAGAAUACGGUAAAGUAUACGCAUACCCACUUUGAGCUGACGGAAGAAAUCAAGAUGAUGGAUGACUACCUCACGUACGACAGCCGGGAGACCUGGGACGCUGAGCAUCAUCUCACAAAGGAGUACGGCCAGUGGAUCACGCGUGUGGAGAAGGCAACCCUCGUCGCGAGCCGCAUUGACGAGACGCAGCACGACGCUUACAUGGGGCGAGCGGCUGGUCUGGGAGUCAGGCAGGUACGUGCGAGGCCUACACCAGGGCGUGCACACCUGAAGUAUGCGGCGGCAGAGCAUUGGAGCAUUUGCACGACUUUGCUCACGAGGUACCUGGCUCUGCGGAGACGCGACUCGGAUCCGAGGCAGCAGAGGCAGUGCGCGAAGCAGUUCACGGAGGAGAUCAGGGUGCUGAAGGAGCUCAACCAGGACGAGGUCUUCGGCAAGAACAUCGCGGAUGAUGAAAAGAAGGCGGUGUACGAGACGGCCCCUGCUGUCAAGACUAUGGGUGUGCAGGACCUGGAGGAGUACACCCACAAGGUGGAGCGCCAUGCGACCAUUGCCCAUGCGCGUGGCAUUACCAUUCAGAGGCAGGAGUUUGUCAAGCGGGCGAAGCAGAUUUGGGCCAAGGCACCUGGCGCGCUACACCGUCAUGUGAAGGAGAAGGUCGCGGACCCAGACACGGUGAUGUCGCACAAGUCGGAGUUCUGGGCUGGCAUCUGGACUGACCCCGUUGACACCAGACAGCAGCUGCAGGAACUGCUCCACCAGCUCGCGAAGGAGGCGACGGAGGAGGAACUGCCUGACCUCACCGUGGAGAGUAUCGACAGA
Molecule: messenger RNA, 2148 nt
Organism: Prorocentrum cordatum
Lineage: Eukaryota; Dinophyceae; Prorocentrales; Prorocentraceae
Source: the annotation of a GenBank genome assembly